AUGGCUGCAGUGACAAAGAUGUUUUGUGUAAUCCAGAUUUUGUGUUUUGUAGAGUUCCCUAUAGAUUGUGAUAAACUCCCCAAGGACAGCCCCAGUGGUGUGUAUGUAAUCAAGCCUGAGUCAUCCCCCCCUCUUGUGGUCUACUGUGACAUGGACACAGAGGGGAAAGGUUGGACAGUGGUGCAGAGAAACUCCAUUAAGUCUGAAAUCACUUGGCUUGAGUCCUGGACAACAUAUAAGUAUGGUUUUGGAAAUGUUCUACAGGACUUCUGGUUGGGCAAUGAAUACAUCCACCUGCUGACAACUCAGAGGACCUAUAUGGUGCGUUUUGUGUUAAAAGACAAAGCAGAGAAUGAGUGGUACGCUGACUAUGAUAUAUUCAGCCUCGAUAAUGAGGUCAAUGGAUAUAAUCUUAGACUGGGUAGGCACUCAGGAACUGCAGGAGAUUAUCUAACUACCUUUGACGCUGGCAUGGUGCACGAUAACAUGAGAUUCUCUACAAAAGACAAGGAUCAGGACAGAAGUGGAUCACACUGUGCCGCCAGUUAUGGGGGAUGGUGGUAUGAUAACUGCCAUAUUGUCCACCUGAAUGGAAAGGGUUACAUCUACUGGAAAGGAAUAUGCACUGGAGAUUGUUUAUUUUCCAAGAUUAUGGUCAAGCCCUCAAAUAUCUGCUGAAUAAAAAUCUAAUCUGA
Bombina bombina (fire-bellied toad) is the source of this 695-nucleotide messenger RNA. Its product is annotated as fibrinogen-like protein 1-like protein. NCBI's taxonomy places the organism in Eukaryota, Metazoa, Chordata, Amphibia, Anura, Bombinatoridae. The record is from RefSeq and is a predicted model, not a curated record. The transcript has a single exon. The coding region runs from base 1 to 678 and encodes 225 amino acids.